This is a messenger RNA of Cuscuta epithymum, 1791 nucleotides long. The record is from the annotation of a GenBank genome assembly. Lineage: Eukaryota; Viridiplantae; Streptophyta; Magnoliopsida; Solanales; Convolvulaceae.
CCUUAGUAGAUUCACGCAACACCACCAACACAUAUUUAAGUCAUAAGUCACAGCCAUUUAAGGAAUGAAUUGUGUGGUUGAUAAUUUGAUAUUAUUAUCUUUUUCUACCAAUUAGAAGCAUACAUUUCUUAUUUCUUAAUUAAUGUAUUAAGUGAAGGUGAGAAGAAGAUUUAGGAUCUAUUGUACUAAUAAAGAAGAGGGAGUAUCUAUAUACCAAAUUGACAAUUGUGAACUUGAAAUAGGUUCGUGUGAGAAUAUGAUUAUUCCGGUUCUGUUUGGAAUUUGAGAAUCUCCUUUGCCCCUAAUUAAGGGGUUUCAAUUGUGAAUAUUUUAAUUGUGAAUAUUUUAAUUGCAUAUUCAUUCAGGGGUUUCUUAGGAUGUUUUAACAUCUUUUUUCUUUUUCGGAUUUCAGCUUUGUAUGUUAGACUUAUCUGCCAUAUAUGGAGGUGAAUGACAGAAUUAGUGGACUUCCUCUGGACAUACUUGCCCAUAUUUUGGGAUUACUGCGGAUCGAAGAAGCCGCUAAACCUGCCAUUUUGUGUACGAGCUUAAGAGAUGCUUGGUUAGGCCUUACACACCUCAACUUUGAUAGCGAGUUCUUCAAUUACAUUCGGGACCGUUACAUGGCAGAAUCAACAAUGUCCAUAAUCGACACAAUUAUCAUCAAGCACAACGGACCUAUUCAAAAAUUUGUGUUUGAUUUUAACUUCAGAACUGUUAAGAAGAAGUUGAGGUGGUUCGACUUUGAUGAAUGGUUACUUUGUCUCACCCAAAAUGGUAUAGAGGAAAUACACCUGUGUUUCAGCGGAUAUACUGCAUACAUAUUGCCAGAGUUCAUAUUUUCUUGCCCAACACUAAAGACGUUGCAUCUUUCAGGAGUCUUGUUUGAACAAAUUAGCACCCCUUGCAUAUUCCCGAAUGUGACUUCACUCUUCUUAAAAAACGUCAGGUUUGAUGAUAGAAAAUGUUGUGCUGCUGAACUUCCUGUGCUCAGGAAUCUAACGUGUGAAAGCGUUUCUGGUUGUAUCUUUACUGCCCCAAAGCUAAGAAGUUUGAAAUUUAGUGUUGAUCAUGAUUCUACCAUUGCUGGAAGAAACCAUUCUCUCAUUCUUCCAGUAAAGUUAGACUUGAGAACUAUACACUCUCUUCAUCUUGAAGGUACUGACCUUGAGUGGUUUGUUGAAGAAUUAUAUAGGGUGGGUCAAGAACGAACUACACCAAAUGUGGAACACUUGCAGCUACGCUUGAUGUAUGGCUCAUAUUUCGAUAACAUAUCAGCUUGCUUUCAGUUGCUGCAGAUGUGCCCAAAGUUAACCAAACUUGACAUACAUUUAAUGUUCCGGGCAGUUGAAAGUGAAAAUGAACUAUUGGAGCUCCCUAACCAUACUUUGGCUCAAACAUUCAAUUCAAUUCGAGAAUUAAGUAUUGUUUGCAGCCGUUUAAAAGGGUCAAGACAUGAAAUGGUUUUCAUCAAAUGGCUUCUUCAUCGCUUUCCUGCACUUGAGAAGGUUGUCCUUUUUCAACCAAAUUGGUAUUGGGGCCACAAUUUGUGCGAACAUAUGGAGACACUUUUGUGCUUUCUGCGUGCCGAUAUAGAAGUAGAAAUGUCUUAUGUUAAAAAAAUGCCAAUUGAAUAUACUAGCAUACAAAAUGUAGUUAUUUUAAAGUUCAUCUCUCCAUAGUUAUUAAUUUCGAGUUCGUUGAAUUGUAAAUGAGUACCUCUACUUAAGAAUGGAUAUGUAAACUCUUGCUUAAGUCGUAUUUUCCCACACUCGAUUCAUUAUAACUUCA